This is a messenger RNA of Heteronotia binoei (common prickly gecko), 1197 nucleotides long. RefSeq names its product guanylate cyclase activator 1B (gene GUCA1B). Gene Ontology annotation, molecular function: calcium sensitive guanylate cyclase activator activity; calcium ion binding. The record is from RefSeq and is a predicted model, not a curated record. Gene Ontology annotation, cellular component: cone photoreceptor outer segment; photoreceptor inner segment. The coding region runs from base 168 to 758 and encodes 196 amino acids. NCBI's taxonomy places the organism in Eukaryota, Metazoa, Chordata, Lepidosauria, Squamata, Gekkonidae. Gene Ontology annotation, biological process: visual perception. The transcript has 4 exons.
GGUAGAGUAAGCAGACACCUCAACCCAGAAAGCAGGAAGAGGAGGGGGAAUAACCCAGCAUAAAUGUAUGAUAUUCACUGAAAAAAUAAAAAGUUCUAUAAGAAGAAAGAAAAUACAAAGCUGCAAAGGAAAAAAAUCAUUCUGUCUUCUCCAAUUUCCAAGGAAGUAUGGGACAACACUUCACUAAUGAGGACGGGGAACAAACUGAGAUUGAUGUAGCUGAACUGCAAGAAUGGUAUAAAAAGUUUGUUGUGGAGUGUCCAAGUGGAACACUCUUCAUGCAUGAAUUCAAACGCUUCUUUGGAGUACAGAACGAUCAGGAAGCUGAGAAGUAUGUGGAGAACAUGUUCAGAGCUUUUGAUAAGAAUGGGGAUAACACCAUUGACUUCCUAGAAUAUGUGGCUGCCUUGAAUCUUGUUUUGCGGGGAAAGCUGGAACACAAACUAAAAUGGACCUUCAAAGUAUAUGAUAAAGAUGGGAAUGGUUGCAUAGACAAACCUGAACUUUUAGAAAUAGUUGAAGCUAUUUACAAACUAAAACGAAUAUGCCAGCCUGAAGAAGAAACAGGGGCCCCCGGUCUCACUCCAGAGGAAGUUGUAGACAGGAUAUUUCAGUUAGUGGAUGAAAAUGGAGAUGGGCAGUUGUCUCUGGAUGAAUUUGUUGACGGAGCACGGAGAGACAAGUGGGUGAUGAAGAUGUUGCAUAUGGAUAUGAAUCCCGGAGGAUGGAUUGUUGCACAGAGGAGGAGUUCACAGUAAUUGCCUGCAUAACUUGGGAAGUGUGACAAUGAAUAGGUUCUGAAUAUUUCACUUCCAGAUGUUACCAUCAGGUUAUCACAUCCUUUCAUGCUAGAACCAUGGGAAUAUCCAAAAGAAUACUUAACGCAGUGCUGAGAAACUAAGCAUCUGUAUCUUAAACAUGCUUGCUGAAAGAAACAUCUGAAGACCACUGUUGACCAACCAGGCUGAAGAACGUAUGAAUACUUGCUGCGCAGUUUAUUGGCUCACAUUUCUGGUUGCAUCCUGCACAAUUAAGUGUGAUGUCUUAACCUGAAAGCUUAGUGGCAUUUGAUAUGGCCGGGACACACAAAGUGACUGCUGAGUGAGUCAUCCUGCUUUCUUUGUAGAUCAGUGUGUGCUGUUUCAUGCCAGAGGAGGCAUAAGUUUGCUGAUAAAAAUCAGGUGCUUUUGUAACCAA